This is a messenger RNA of Phyllotreta striolata, 1357 nucleotides long. NCBI's taxonomy places the organism in Eukaryota, Metazoa, Arthropoda, Insecta, Coleoptera, Chrysomelidae. The record is from the annotation of a GenBank genome assembly.
CGCGCGGAUGCUCGUACAAUAUGUCAGCUCAACUAAGACCCGUGCAGGCGGAAUUAAUAGGAAAAAUCGCAAAGGAAAACGGCUUCGAUGAAUACAAGGUGGAAACGAGCUCGGGUUCCAUUAAAGGCGAUAAUUUCUUGGGAAUAGUGACGACAGUCUGCGUGAAAAACGACGAUAAAACACUCGAAUUGAUACUGAAAUCGGCUCACGAAAGCGAAACGUUCAGGAAAGCAGCGCCCCUUCGAGAAGCCUACUUAAGGGAAAUUUAUCUGUACGAAAAUGUCUUCAGUCAAUUUGAUAAAUACCAGAACGACUACAACGUCGAAGACCCGUUUAAAAGCUACGCGAAAUUGUACGGUUGUAAUAAGGACGACGGAAAUGAGUGCCUGGUGAUGGAAAACCUGAAAACCCAGGGCUACCAAUUGUGGAACAAACACAAUCCAAUGAAUCCCGGUCAUAUUUCGGCCGUGCUGAAGGAGUACGCGAAAUUUCAUGCCACUAAUAUUGCCAUGAAACACAACGAUCCCGACGCUUAUGAAAACCUCGUUUCGAGCAUAUCAAAAAACAUAUUUGAACUCGCCGAUGACGAGAAAACGAGUAGAGAGAAAUUACAAUUAUUCCUGAAAUCUACGUUCGAUAUUGGUUAUAAAACGGUCGAUGGGGAGCCAGAGCUCAUUGAUUACCUGAAAACACUGGAAAACGAUUUUCCCGCUUUAUUUUUCGACGAACUCAGUCAACCCGAGUACAAAACGACGCUAAUCCACGGCGAUUGUUGGUGCAAUAACGUUUUGUUUAAAUAUGAAGAUUCUGCGGACAAGACGAAGCCUUCUAAUGUGAAAAUUAUCGAUUGGCAAAUUUCCCACGUUACUUCGCCAGCUUACGAUUACUGUUACUUUUUCUUGGUACACAGUUCCAAAGAAAUUCUAGAGGAUUAUAGAAGUUACCUGAAAUUGUAUUACGAAGCGUUUUCGAAGCAUCUCAAAUGCUUUAAUUGCGACCCGGAGGAAGUCUUUUCUUAUUCGAGAUUCCUGAACCAUAUUGAGAAAUUCAUGAAAUUCGGCGUUUACACGUGUUUAAUGAUCUUGAAAGUGAUGCUUUGCGAUUCGGACGAAGCGCCGGAUUUCAGUCAAGCUAAAGAUGAAAUGGCGAUGUUCGAAUCAAUGAAUUUCGAAUUCAAAAAUUACGACGUUUACAGGAAAAGAAUAAAGGACUUGGUCACGUUUAUGAAAGAUACUAAAUUUACAGAAUAAAAUAUUUAUGCUAAAUAUAAAUAAAUCUUAUACUAUUUUUAAAGAACUUGUGAAAAAUUUGUGUCUAAGUAUAAACCUAAUAGAAAUUAUGUAAUUUAAUAAAAUAU